Spea bombifrons (plains spadefoot toad) is the source of this 849-nucleotide messenger RNA. RefSeq lists its product as uncharacterized. The transcript is spliced from 7 exons. The record is from RefSeq and is a predicted model, not a curated record. The coding region runs from base 1 to 663 and encodes 220 amino acids. Lineage: Eukaryota; Metazoa; Chordata; Amphibia; Anura; Pelobatidae.
AUGGUGUUAGAGUGCGUUCAUAGUCACUUUUGUUUUGCCGCCAUCUUGAUUUUGUUAUUUCCACUGAGCAUCUUGGGCGUCCUGAUUCUGUGCGUUUUUCAUAAGAUUCGUGCUGCUCCCUUGGUGGUGGGAAUAUUCUCUCGUUCCUCCGAGGAAGAUUAUAAAUGGCUGACACAGGAGCUGUGGUCAGAAAACUUCAAAGGCUCAGUUAAAGAAAUAAGACCCGUCUGCAUAUUUAACAACGGAGCGAGGCAGUUCAGGGCUGAGGUGGAGAAAUGCGACUUCGCCAUCCUGUAUCACACAAAGAACCGCGGGAGACUCAACAUCACAAACGUAGAGGACGCCAUUUACAACUAUGAGCUGAACUACUUAUCUGACACGUUAGGCCGCGGGAAGGUCAUUGUGGUGGUUGAUGACCUCGAUAACAGCGGCGAGGAGGAGAAGUUGCGUAUCCUGCGCGGUCAGCCUGACAUCAGGGACCGGGCGCAGGACCUGUUUCUUUUCACCACGGCGGAUAAGAGGAAUCCACAUUUACGGGAGAGAAAGCUACAUGAGAUGAAACGCGUGAUGAGUUCAGGUUCCAUUAGCACGAUGAAUCUCUGUGAUGAUCUGAAUAUCUGUGGGAGAUCCAGCAGCUUCCAGUACGAGCGGCUUACCUUUUGAGCCCACAUUGUCUGCCCCAGGAGACGUGGCCCCUGUGUACCGAGAGACCCUGAAUCAGUGAUGGAAAAACUCGUCCUCCUUUACAUGACAAAGCGAGGACAUCUUCAGGAUCCCAGGACAGCCCUGAGCCCUACAGCAGGAGAUGCACAAAAUAAUAAAGAUAUUCUCUAAAUAAACAACAUAAAA